AUGUUAAGAUUCUCAAAGGCAAUCGAGAUAUGUCCCAAAUGUAAGGAGACGAAGGAGGACUGUACUGCCCAGCGGAGGAAAUUCAACAAGUCAGAAUUUGGAGUCAACCUUGUUAGUCAUGGACAUUACCAUAAGUGAUACAAGGAGAUCUACUCUUUAGAAACAGACAACUUUACGCCUAGCGAAAGUUUACUCGGAGCCGAUUACAAUGAUCUUCUCUAUGAAGAGGCAAAGGACGAAUCUGAGAUUAAUAAGAAGUACUAUGAUGAAGAAUAUAUAGAACAUACUGAAAGUGAGUAUGAUAGUGAUUCUGAUAAUAUCCCUCAGGUUGCCUCUCAACCUCCUCCAAAGCCUAAAAAGAAGAAAAAAUCUCAACUAUCCCAGAAUCAGGAAGCUUUUUAUGAAGAAGUCUGUUAUGAUGGUCCCUAACUCAUGCUUCACCAAAAAGUUAUCAGAUACUUACUACUUCAAGGCUUGGAACAAAGUCGAAAGAUAUCCUCCACUAGAAGAGGCCCUUGAUGAUCUAAAGACUCUUUUCCACCGCAAUAAAAGCCUUGUUAAGAGCAUCCAGAGAUGUCAUAAGGAAUAUAGAGUUUUCAGCAUUGUGAUCUAAGCAUAAAAGAUUUUAAGUAAGCUGAUUA
Moneuplotes crassus is the source of this 641-nucleotide messenger RNA. NCBI's taxonomy places the organism in Eukaryota, Ciliophora, Spirotrichea, Euplotida, Euplotidae. The record is from the annotation of a GenBank genome assembly.